Molecule: messenger RNA, 1128 nt
Organism: Tauraco erythrolophus (red-crested turaco)
Lineage: Eukaryota; Metazoa; Chordata; Aves; Musophagiformes; Musophagidae
Product: KIAA2013 ortholog
Source: RefSeq, a predicted model, not a curated record
CUGCUGGCCGGGAGCGCCAAAGUGGUGCUUAUGGUGGUGGCUGCCAAGAAGCUCGUGAGCCGGGUGCAGGUGGCACCCAAAUCCCACUUUGAUGAGACCGUGCUCUCUGUGGUGUACACUUCAGAGCCCAUCGAGGUCUCCAGGCUGGAGGAGACCUUCAGCAAGCUGAGGGAGUCAGCCAAGAAAGAGAUGCUGGAGGUGAUGCAGAUGGGGGUGGAAGAUCUUUUCCAGGAGCACCAACAGAUCUGGUCUGACCUGUUCAUUUCAGGGGUUGAAAUGAGAAAGAUCACAGAUUCGCAUACACCAUCCAGUGAGACUGUUAACAUGACCCUCUACUACAUGCUGUCAACCAUGCCAGCUCCUCUGCUUGACCCGCUCAUUAGUGGUGAAGACAGAGAAAAAAUGGAAGCCAGCUUGAACUAUGCUGACCACUGCUUCAGUGGCCACGCGACCAUGCACGCAGAGAACCUGUGGCCAGCAAAGCUGACCAGCGUCGCCCAGAUCUUGCAGCUCUCAGACCUGUGGAAGCUAACUCUCCAGAAACGGGGGUGCAAGGGUCUUGUGGCAGCUGGAGUCCAUGGACUUAUGCAGGGAAUGGUGCUUAGUUUUGGGGGUCUGCAGUUCACAGAAAACCAUCUUCAGUUUCAGGCUGACCCCGACGUACUUCAUAACAGCUAUUCCUUACGUGGGAUCCAUUACAAUAAGGACUUGAUUAAUCUAGCUGUUCUGCUGGAUGCUGAAGGAAAGCCCUUCUUGCACGUGUCUGUGAAAUUCCAAGACAAGCCAGUUAGACUAUAUGCGUGUGAGGCAGGCUGUAUGAAUGAGCCUGUGGAGCUGACCUCAGAGGCACGAGGUCACACGUUCCCUGUCAUGGUGACUCAACCCAUCACACCACUGCUUUAUAUAUCAACAGAUUUGAUCCACUUGCAGGACCUGAGACACACGCUCCAUCUAAAAGCUAUUCUGGCUCAUGAGGAACACAUGGCCAAGCAAUACCCAGGCUUACCCUUCCUGUUCUGGUUCAGCGUGGCCUCCUUAAUCACAUUGUUUCACUUGUUUCUGUUCAAACUCAUCUACAACGAAUAUUGUGGGCCAGGAGCCAAGCCGCUCUUCAGGAGUAAGGUAUAA